Molecule: messenger RNA, 1024 nt
Organism: Aspergillus caelatus
Lineage: Eukaryota; Fungi; Ascomycota; Eurotiomycetes; Eurotiales; Aspergillaceae
Product: PRP38 family protein
Exons: 1
Coding region: 33-782 (249 amino acids)
Cellular component (GO): precatalytic spliceosome
Source: RefSeq, a predicted model, not a curated record
CUUCACCUCGCCUGCCAUCCACCCCGGAAACAAUGGCAUCCCACCGCGCCGAUGCCAGUUCCCUUCUCGACAACCGCGGCUACACCGGUCCAUUAGUGCGCGGUGUCAAUCCAGCCACUCUAUUCGAAAAAGCCGUGCGCGACCGUAUCACGGACUCCUACUACUGGAAAGAACAAUGUUUCGGAUUGAACGCAGCGACGCUUUGCGAUCGCGCGGUUGAGCUGACAUCCAUCGGAGGAACGUACGGCGUUUCCGAGAAGCCUACACCAUUUCUCUGUCUCGCAUUCAAGAUGCUGCAACUAAACCCGGACCGGGAUAUCGUACUGGAGUACCUAAAUUUCACCGACCCGGUCAACGACGAGGAAGGCGAGCAGACAGCAACGGAGCAAGCUGAGAAUGGCGUGGUCAAACAACAGGGUGAUUUUAAGUACCUGCGGGCUUUGGCGGCGUUUUACGUUCGCUUGACCUUCGACGCGGUGGAUGUGUAUAAAACGCUAGAACCGCUUCUUCUUGACUAUCGGAAAUUGAAGCGGCGCGUGCGCGAUUCAGUCGUUCUUACGUAUGUGGAUCAAUUUGUCGAUGAUCUUCUCACUAAGGAUCGUGUAUGUGGUACGAGUUUGUGGAAGUUGCCUUCGCGACAGCAAUUGGAGGAUUUGGAUCUUCUGGAGGAACGAGUCAGCCCGCUGGCUGCUGAGUUGGAAGAGAUGGACAACGAAGAAGAGGAGAGUGAGGAGGGUCAGGCUAGUGAUGAUCGGUCAGCUGAUGAUGCCGGUGAUGAUUGAGAUGGCCACCGGCUAGCUGCGAACGUCUUUUGGCUCUGCCAAAUAAUAUAUUGGUGUUGAGCUUCUUAUUGCCGGCUCGGUCUCAGAGGCUACGGCUCCUCGUGCAAACUCAUGACGGUUUCCGAUGAGCAGUCGUUUUCAUUGAGCCACCCACAUCCCUUCAACAGGUGUGGUUCUCAUUUGACCCCGCUACCUUACGUGCCCUGAUAGGGCAGCGAUCGAAUAUACCUCGAGCACCGUGA